AUGAAUUCUAGUCUAAGUAAAAAUAAGAAGAUUUUUGAAAAAAAAAAUCAUUCUCUUGUGGACAAGUAAGUUAGUUUGGUAAAUAAAAUAGUUUAGAAAUUUACUUCUAGUCUAAACUUUAGCAGAUGACUCUAGGUUUUGAUUAAAAAAGUUUACUUAAAUAUUUUUAAAAUAAACUGACUUUUCGAGUUCUGUAUCUUCAAAAAAUAUACGGCAAAUUAUUAACUUCUUUGUAUUGA
Paramecium octaurelia is the source of this 239-nucleotide messenger RNA. Lineage: Eukaryota; Ciliophora; Oligohymenophorea; Peniculida; Parameciidae. The record is from the annotation of a GenBank genome assembly.